This is a messenger RNA of Cryptococcus wingfieldii CBS 7118, 3021 nucleotides long. RefSeq lists its product as hypothetical. Lineage: Eukaryota; Fungi; Basidiomycota; Tremellomycetes; Tremellales; Cryptococcaceae. Bases 1 to 3021 code for a protein of 1006 amino acids. The transcript is spliced from 5 exons. The record is from RefSeq and is a predicted model, not a curated record. Gene Ontology annotation, cellular component: Rpd3L-Expanded complex; Rpd3L complex. Gene Ontology annotation, biological process: negative regulation of rDNA heterochromatin formation; negative regulation of silent mating-type cassette heterochromatin formation.
AUGAGCACACGGAGGAGACAGUCCGCCUCCGCAUCCACCCCCCGACCAGACGGCGACGAACAAGGCGCUCCCAGACGAGCCACGCGACAUAGAAAUCCCCUCCCACCAACUUCCGGCCCUCUCUACCCCCCGCUUCCCCCAAAGCAACCGAAACACGCCACCACAGAAGGCUCAUCGUCGCGGUCCCCAGCUACUUGGGGCGCAAAGGAGAUCAUGGAGGGUGACGAGGAUGCCGAGAGCGACGUUGCUCGACCUGGGAAGCCAUCGGGAGGGCUGGAUGCGCCCGCUGAACUGAACGAGUCGGCGGUGGUGCUUGAUGAGGACGAGGACGAUAAGGAUGGGCGCGGGCCACAUAGCGGGUCCAACACGAGCCUCACGCCUCCGCCUCCCACGAGCGACAAUGAAGAAAUGGAUCUCGACAUUGGCUUGGAGGCCCAGGAAGAGAAGGAAGUCGAGGCGGGGUCUGCAAGCCGCAAAGAUGGCGACAGGCCUGAGGGCGAAGACGAUCAGGGGUCGCCGCAACAUCAGCCUGCUGAGAGAGGGCCCGGGGAUGAUGAGGUCAAGAGCGAGCCAGAGGAAGAGAAUCCCUUGCCCUCGGCGCCCAUCCAUGCCAACGGAGACGACAAAGUCGACGAUGCCGAAGUGAAGGAAGACGAGGACAAUGACGAGACUGUGCCACCUGCUCGCACUCGUAACGGCAAACCCUCGCGUCUAUCACACAUCCCUACACCAUACGACACUCCCGCAUCUUCAGCUACUCCCGAUACAGCCAUGGCCCGCUCUGGAUCUCGUCAAGGGAGAAAGAGGCGCGGGGAAGAGCAGUUGCUGCUGGAUGACCACUUGUUGCCUGCCGAGAUACGGCGUACGACCGUCAAGAAGACGGAAGAUGAUGAAGAGGAGGAGGAGGAAGAGGAUGACGACGAGGAGGAAGGUGAUGGAGAAGAAGAACAAGAUGAAGAGGGUGACGACGAAGAGGGCAAGGAUAUCACUCGCUGCGUCUGCAAGCGCGAAGACAUCGACGUAAUGAUGAUUCAGUGUGACCAGUGCAAUGUCUGGCAGCAUGGCGAAUGCAUGGGUAUCUGGGGCGACGACGAGGCGCCUGACGAGUACUUUUGUGAAGAGUGCAAGCCAGAGCGUCACCAAGCUCUCAAAAAGUGGCUCCGCUCGCGAGGCCGCAAUACUGCCCCCUUCAUCCCCCCGGCCCCCGAAAAGCUGGAGCAACUCCAUUCCAAUCGCGAUCCUUUCCCUCCAUCCCAGUCCAAGCGAUGGUCAGAACCGUCUGUUAUCGAGGCUCCGCCUCCACCACCAAUAUCCAAGUCGGCCAGAUCACAUCACAAAAAGGACAAGGACCCACUGCCGAGUCCUGUUGAGACGGCAGACUCGCGGAGAACGAGAGGCAGGCAAUCGACAGUGCGCGAGAAACCCCCGUCAACCUCGUACAAGAAGGAAGGACGACGAUCCAGAAAGUCGCUUGGCGCGGAAGAGAGUGAUGAAGAUGAUUCAUCACCGCAGCCUUCCAAUUCAAGUGCUCCGGCCAAGAAACGGAGUACGAUGAACUCGCGGGACGCGGCGUACGAAGAGGCAGUCAAGGCUGCUCUCGAGGCGAGCAAGCGGGAGAUGGAGGGGCAGGAAGGAGAUGAAGAUAUUGAGGUUGUGGAGGAAAAGCAACCAGAAGAGAAGAAAGAAGACAAGGAGAAGGGACGAGGUGGGAAGAGACGGCGGAACGAAGAUGAGGAGGAAGAAAAAGAGGAAGAACAGGAAAAGCCAAAGAAGGGCAAGCGGAGAAAAGAGGAAGAUCCUGAAGUAGAAUCCGGAGCACCUGCCAGUCAGUCAAACAAGCCGAAACACCCCAACCAAUAUACCUACCGCCCGAAACCACCUUCCAGUGCCGCACCGGCCGCUUCACCGUCGCGGCGAAUGGGAACUACUCCCGUACCCUCCAGCAGUGCUGCCCCGCUACAUCACGAGCAUGGCACUCGGCGCGCCGGCGCUCUCGCAAGUGCGCCAGUGGUCUUCCAACCGCUAUCGGUAGAGUCUGCAAACCACUUGAAUUGGAAUCUGCCCGAUCAUCUGAUACCCUUCGCCGAGGCUUUGCCCAGUGACCAUCCCGAAGCCUUGGAAGUCCCUGCUCCUCGAGUGAUGGCGUACUUGCCCAGAAAUCACUUUCAUAACCAACAGUACGGUCCGUUUACCGAGAAUCGCGAUGAGCAAGGGCGGCUACGGCUGCCCACUGAGCAACAGACUCGCGAGACUGUCGGUCACCAGACUACUCAGCUCGAACCCCCUGCUCGAAUCAAAUUCCCACCCAAGCGUGUCACAUCCGUCGAUAUCAAAAGGCGGAUACGGACGAUGCUCGAGUUUGUGGGAAAGCACCAAGUGGACGAGAGCAAUCGGGUGAAGAGGGCAAAGUUGAUCGGGAUCGAAACCACUUCUACAGGUGUGAUCAAGCGGCGAGAGGAGCGAAGGGAGCAUGCAGAGGAAAAGGAGAGAAGAGCGGACAAGGAGCGGGAAAGGCUCGAGCGCGCGCAAGAAGAUGGAGAAGGGGACACUUCUAUGGAGGAGGCCGAAGCACUACCAGAGUUGGGGCGAACGCCCUCCCCCCCUCCAGUCUCUGCCGAAGCGCCUCAACGGAAGUCCGUCCAGCUCAUGACGGAGCUCACUGAACGUCUCAUUGCUUUCCAAGAAGCCUUAUCUAGUAAUGACUUUACUGCUCUGGAGAAUGGCUAUGCUGCCUCAGUCUCUGUGUCUCCUAGGCUUCCGGAGGACUCGGUGACGGUGAACCUGUCAGCACCGAAAGAGGGCAAAUCAAACCACAUCUCCGAACCUCAUCUUGUCCCUCGGAUCCAGAAAGAUCCAACACCCAUGUCCAACGGUGCGCCCAUCCAUGAAACAACGUCAGAAAUUGACGGCGCGAGUGAGGGGAUAGAAGUCUACAGAGCGGGACUGGUGAACAAAGUCAUGCCUAUGGACGAGACUGAAAGAGAAGUAGCUCGGAAGGUGGAAGAGAUCAUUCAAGGUUGA